CGUCGACGCCAUGACCGUUUCAUACUACGACUGGGCCGUGGGGUACACGCCCCCAGAAAUGAAGACAGAGAAGCCGACGCCGCUAGGCUCGGAUGGGUUCACACCGGAUCAACUGCGUAAGAGAGGAUACGGUAAUACCGUAAACGAGUCCUACCCCUCCUACAAGAUCCACUCAAUCGCCCGAUGGGACCCUGCAGAGGAGCUCGAUAAAUAUCUACCUGUAUUCCAGCAGCCUUUCCACCCCCCUGCGGAUCGAAAGGACUUACACCCCCUGAUCGAAUACCACCCUACCGCGUACCGUCUCCCAUAUGGGCACGAAGCCACUCUAUCAGCUCGGCUGGACACCAGCAUUCUGCUUGACCACGACCGUGCUUUGCGAGAGAUGGCCAGGGCUGGUCACCUCCCGUCGAGACACAUACCGCUCUGCACUGACGUCGGGGCCAACGGCUAUUGCCGCCCCUCGACGAAACGGAAGGCCGCUGGAAAAAAGUUCGAGGCCGACCGUUGCGCUAAGGAGCUGGAAAAGCAAGGCGACCCCGCAUCGGUAAACCGUUGCCCAGGCGACAUUAAGUGCGGCUUCAAGUUUCAAGGCUUGUGGCGCAAUUACCUCACCCACCACGACGCCGGCUAUAAGUCCCUCGGGAACGAGUACCGGAAUGCCAUCGCACAGGUCAGGCACUACAUGGUUGAUGUGGGGCAUAGAACUCCCAAGGAAAGAGAGAUUGUGGAAAAUGGUGAGAAGGUUGAUGUUCCUGAAGUCGGCGCGAAGUACGGCUACAUCGUGACCGACGAAGAAGUCGUCCUCAUCAGGCGUGUCCAGGAUGCUCUCGGUCACAACUCGCUCCAAGCUACCGAUGGAAUUCCCCUGCGCGCCACUCCAGGCCUCGCAAUGAAUGGCAUGCUCGCUCUUCUCCUUGUGCACCUGCUGGCUGCAGACACGCGCGGAUGGUGGAUCGAUAAUGAUAGGAACGAUCGCUAA
Phanerochaete carnosa HHB-10118-sp is the source of this 979-nucleotide messenger RNA. RefSeq lists its product as uncharacterized. The transcript has 2 exons. The record is from RefSeq and is a predicted model, not a curated record. Bases 11 to 979 code for a protein of 322 amino acids. NCBI's taxonomy places the organism in Eukaryota, Fungi, Basidiomycota, Agaricomycetes, Polyporales, Phanerochaetaceae.